Molecule: messenger RNA, 168 nt
Organism: Racocetra fulgida
Lineage: Eukaryota; Fungi; Glomeromycota; Glomeromycetes; Diversisporales; Gigasporaceae
Source: the annotation of a GenBank genome assembly
AUGAAUUCUAAUAUGUUUGAAAGUUCCUCUUCGUUACCCAGUACCCGAUCAAUUAUCGAUAUUAUUGCUGAUAAUGUUGAAUCGGCUACUAUUUCUACUCAAAAACAGGAUCAUUCUUCAAUUAAAUCUAAUACUAUUGCUGCUCAUAAAUCAUCUGAAACUCCAAUA